AUGGUUGGUUUCUCUAAGAUCGCCACCGGCCUCAGUCUGGCCGCCGGUGCCCUCGCCCACCCCGGCGAGCACCACAGCAACGAUCACAUCAAGCGGGAAAUCGAGGUCCGCGAUCUGACUGCUGAGAUUGGCGCUCGUUCUCUUGGUGCUUGUGCCAACUCUGCUACCGCCCGUCGCGUCAAGCAGCGCAACAUCCAAAGGAGAGCCAACACCGUCAAGGCUAUCCGCGAAGCCCGCGGCAUCAAGGCCAACCCUAAGAAGUACCGCCGUGAUCUGGCUGCCCUUGAGGAAUGGGAGACAGUCAACCACAACUACACUGGUGUCAACGACUAUGACAUGUUCACGGCCCUUGAGACGGUGUUCGAUGCCAACACGUCUUGCAUCCUCGCCCCUGAGGUCACCGCCGGUCCUUAUUACAUGGUUGGCGAAUACUUCCGCUCCAACGUCAAGGAGGCUGAGUGGUCCGAGGGUGUCGACCUGUUCCUUGAGGUCCAAUACGUGGAUAUCUCCGACUGUUCCCCGGUCCCCAAUGUGGCCGUGGAUAUCUGGAACGCCAACGCAACAGGUGUCUACUCUGGAAUCUCCGUCUCGGGUAACUACGCCGCGGAUGGCGUCAACUCCACCUACCUCCGUGGUGUGCAACUGACCGACCACGACGGUGUUGUUUCAUUCGAGACCAUCUUCCCCGGUCACUACGAUGGUCGUGCGACUCACACUCAUCUGCUCGCCCACACCAACGCCACCGUCAUGCCCAACGGAACUAUCUCCAUCUGGAACAAGCCUGUUGCCCACAUCGGCCAGCUCUUCUACCCUGAGGAGCUCCGCACCGCCGUUGAGGCGACGUCCCCCUACAACACAAACACCGUUGACGUGACCACCAACGACGAAGACAUGUGGAGCAUCGUCCAGACCGACACCAACUACGACCCCUUCCCCCAGUUCCUCUACCUGGGUGACGAUAUCACCGAUGGUCUCUUUGCUUGGAUCCAGAUCGGUAUCAACUCCACUGUCGACUACCAGAACGACGAUUACUACGCCAUUGCUGGCUACCUCGCUGCUGACGGUGGACACGCUCAGUCGAAUGCUUUAACUGGAUCUGGUGGUGGUGACGGUGGCAACGGAACUGCUCCUUCUGGAGCUAUGCCUUCUGGGGCUGCCCCCACAUCCGCUUAA
Molecule: messenger RNA, 1173 nt
Organism: Diaporthe amygdali
Lineage: Eukaryota; Fungi; Ascomycota; Sordariomycetes; Diaporthales; Diaporthaceae
Product: gpi anchored
Exons: 1
Coding region: 1-1173 (390 amino acids)
Molecular function (GO): oxidoreductase activity, acting on single donors with incorporation of molecular oxygen, incorporation of two atoms of oxygen; ferric iron binding
Source: RefSeq, a predicted model, not a curated record